AUGAAUUCUGCUAAUACCAACAUACAAUUACCAUCUAUAAAAUCAUUAUUGAAUUCUAUAGAUGUACAACCAACUGUUUCAGAACAACCAUCCCACCAAGAUAUAAAACAGAAAAAUGAAAGUCCGUUGAGUUUGCUAGCUAGUACUAGUAAUGAUUUAAUGAAUAAAAAAUUUAUGGUUCCUAUUAGUUCACCAAGACCAACAUUACAACCAAUACAUUCUCAUUCUCAUCAUCAUCAUCAAAUUCCACUAACUAGCCAAACUUUUAAUAGUAUCCCUAAACUUUCAUCUCCACCAAAUUAUAUUACCACACAAACAGAAAACAGUACACCAUCAAUAAGCGAUGAAAGUAUUAGUCCUGCACCUUCCAUUAUAAAACAGGAUACACCUGUAGAGAGUGAUACACAAAUUAGGAGAAAAAGUGAAUCAAUGAAUAAGAAAACAAUUGAUAGAAGACAAUCGAGAUCUAAUUUACCAAAGGAAACGAUACAAGUAUUAAACUCUUGGCUAUUGAACCAUUUAAAUAAUCCAUACCCAACUGCUCAAGAAAAGAGAGAACUGUUAAUUAAAACGGGGUUGACAAAGAUUCAACUUUCUAAUUGGUUUAUUAACGUAAGAAGAAGAAAAAUAUUUAAUGAUUAUUAUAACUUGGCAAAGAGACAAAACGAUGGUAGUCCAUCUUUUCAUAAUGAUUAUGUUCAGGAUAGCGGUGAAAAUAUGUCUACUGAAGUUCCUUUAACAAGAAGGAAAAAACUUAUUGAUAGAUUAAGAGAGUUGAAGAAAUUAACUAAAGAGGAUGAAUAA
Maudiozyma saulgeensis is the source of this 804-nucleotide messenger RNA. The record is from the annotation of a GenBank genome assembly. NCBI's taxonomy places the organism in Eukaryota, Fungi, Ascomycota, Saccharomycetes, Saccharomycetales, Saccharomycetaceae.